Oncorhynchus kisutch (coho salmon) is the source of this 1433-nucleotide messenger RNA. RefSeq names its product zinc finger protein 239-like. The record is from RefSeq and is a predicted model, not a curated record. Lineage: Eukaryota; Metazoa; Chordata; Actinopteri; Salmoniformes; Salmonidae. The coding region runs from base 1 to 1176 and encodes 391 amino acids. Gene Ontology annotation, molecular function: DNA-binding transcription factor activity, RNA polymerase II-specific; RNA polymerase II cis-regulatory region sequence-specific DNA binding. Gene Ontology annotation, biological process: regulation of transcription by RNA polymerase II. The transcript has 2 exons.
AUGAGUCCUCCCGGCGUUUCCUGUGGAGAGAGACGUGACUGUCGUGUAUCCUCUGGGGAGCCUCAACAACAUCAUGAUGCUGACGAGGCUGAGAAGAGUCUCUCCAAAUCAGAACACCUCAAGAAACCCCAGCGGAGAUCCACAGGGAAGAAACCUCACCACUGCUCUGACUGUGGGAAGAGUUUCACCUCUUCAACAGAACUUAAAAUACACCACAGAAUCCAUACAGGAGAGAAACCUUAUAGCUGCACUGACUGUUUGAAGAGAUUUUCUCAACUAGGGAACCUGACAAAACACCAGUUGACACACACAGGAGAGAAGCCUUACCGCUGCUCUGACUGUGAGAGGACCUUUUCAACAUCACAGCAUUUAAAGCUGCACCAGCGAACGCACACUGGAGAGAAGCCUUACCACUGCUCAGACUGUGGGAAAAGUUUAACCUCCUCAAGUGAACUGAUUAUACACCAGCGAACACAUACAGGAGAGAGGCCAUAUGGCUGUGAUCAAUGCGGGAAGCGAUUCACUCAGUCAUCAAACCUGACUGUACACAAGAGAAUACACACUGGAGAGAAGCCUUAUCGCUGCUCCAACUGUGGAUUGAGCUUUACUACCUCAAGCUAUCUGAUAACACACCAGAGAACACAUACAGGAGAGAAGCCUUAUAGCUGUGAUCAAUGUGGGAAGAGUUUUACUCAGCCAAGUCACCUGAUUGUACACCAGAGAAUACACACAGGAGAAAAACCUUACCACUGCUCUGACUGUGGGAAGGGUUUUGUUAGAUCAUCACAUUUAAAAUCUCACCAGAGAACACACACAGGAGAGAAGCCUCACCACUGCUUUGAAUGUGGGAAGAGUUUUGCUUUAUUAGACAUACUGAUAGUACAUCAGAGAACCCACACUGGUGAAAAGCCUUACCACUGCCCAGACUGUGGGAAGAGAUGUACUACCUCAAGUAACCUGAUAUCACACAAGAGAACCCACACUGGAGAGAAACCUUACCACUGCUCUGACUGCGGGACGAGUUGUUCUACCUCAAGCAACCUGGCAGUACACCAGAGAACACACACAGGAGAGAAGCCUUAUGGCUGUGAUCAGUGUGACAAGAGAUACUCUCAUUCAAGUUCUCUGAUUAAACAUCAGAAAAUACACUCAGGAGAUCCACAGAGUGUAGAAUGACCUCCGCCAAGACCUGGGUAGUUGAACACAGAGUGUGGAAUGAUUUCCAACACCAGACCUGGGUAGUAGAACACAGUGUAGAAUGAUCUCCAACACCAGACCUGGGUAGUAGAUCACAGAGUGUAGAAUGUUCUCCAACACCAGACCUGGGUAGUAGAUCACAGAGUGUAGAAUGUUCUCCAACACCAGACCUGGGUAGUAGAACACAGAGUGUAGAAUGAUCUCCAACACCAGACCUGGGUAGUAGAACACAGAGU